UCCUUCAGUGCGCGUGCUCCGUGCGGGAUGCUGAAUUGUAGGUGAUGAUGGCGGAAGGGGAGCAGCGCUGAGUUUUAUCUGAGUUUUUAGCACAGCUGUAGAACCAUCUACAACAUCGUUUCUCUCCGUCGAGACCUAUCCCGAGACGAUGGGGAACGAGGCCAGUAUGGAGGGGGAGGGACAGGCGGGACAGGCCGGCCCCGCCGUCCCUGCUGCAGGGGCUCCGGCUUCCAUUUCAGCACCACCGGACUCUGGACAGCUCAUCAAGCCGAGCAACGGAGCUCCAGUCGGAGGAAGUGGGGCUGGACCCGGGCCGGGGAUUAACAGACCACCUCCGUCAGACCCAGGACCUAAAUCAACAGUCCAGAGUGGCGUUGGGACAGGUGACAGGCUGGCCGCCCAUGACACUCCUCAGCACGCUGCAGCUCAAGGCGAGCAGGGCCACGGCCACGUAUCCAGGAAGAGUCUGCAGGUGGAUGUGGGUAGCAGCAGGCCUGGGAGGUCCCCUUCUGUGUCCCCAGACCGAGGCAGCGUCCCCACCUCUCCUUACUCUGUGCCUCAAAUCGCGCCCAUGCCCAGCAGCAAACUGUGUCCCGUCUGCAAAACCACCGACCUGACGGGCACUGGGGACGACAAGCCCAACUCCAACACCUGCACACAGUGUCGCUCCAUGGUGUGCAACCAGUGUGGCUUCAACCCUAAUCCUCACCUAACAGAGGUAGAAGAGUGGCUGUGUCUGAACUGUCAGAUGCAGAGAGCGCUGGGGAUGGACAUGACCACACCACGCUCCAAGAGUCAGCAGCAGAUCCACUCUCCCUCUCACACACCCAAUCCUGAACUCAAACCUGACGUUUCAACUCAGCCUGCACCCCAGACACAUACCCCUCCCCAGACGCAGCCUCCACCACAGGCCAUCCCAGGGUCUGGCCCUACCAGGCAAGCCGGUCCAGCUGGCCCAGGUCAGCAACAGAUAAAGCUUCCUCCGGGGGCAGUCCCUCUCCAUGGGAUGGCUAAGGCCCCAUCCCAGCCUGAUUUAUCCCACAGCUCUCCUGCCCACCAACCCCACCACCCCCGCCAGGACCAGACACGUAGUGCAGGGAGCUCCCCUUCACGACAGCCCCCGCCUCCAGAACAGACGUUUGGGAAAUUGUUUGGCUUUGGUGCUUCUCUCCUUAACCAAGCCAGUACACUCAUAUCUGAGACUACUCAGCCCCAACAACAGCCCCCAAAACCGACCCCUAAACCCGGAGGACCUCCUGGUCCAGGACCUGGGGCGAGCAAACCCUCAGGACCUCAGCCUACACAACAAGGGCCUCGAGCCCCUUCUCAGCAGCAACAACAGCAAGCUCCCCCAGACACUUCCAAACCCAAAGCCUGUUGUCCCCUCUGUAAGACAAGCCUCAACGUAGGCAAUACAACAGAACAGCCCAACUACAACACCUGCACACAGUGCCACUCCCAAGUGUGCAACAUGUGUGGAUUCAAUCCCACCCCACACCUAGUUGAGAAGAAAGAAUGGCUAUGCUUGAACUGCCAGACACAGAGGGCUCUGUCAGGAAGCUUGGGAGAUAUUCCAGCUCCCGUUGCACAGCCCAUGGGAUCUCCCCGCCCAACUGCUCCAGCCAAUCAACAAACACCUCAGCAGAAAGGCCCCAAUCAGCUUUCAGGGCCAAGGGCCACAGGUCCACAACAGCAACAGAAACCAGCGGGUCCCCAAGUAAGUGGCCCUCUUUCUAAUGUGAAACAGGCUGGGCCUGCCCCUCAAACUAAGGGGUUGAGCCAAGCUUCUCCUCAAACCAAGGGUGCUGUUCAACCCACCACUCAACCCAAGGGUUCAACUCAGCCACCUUCCCAGACUAAGGGUCCAACACAACCCUCAGCUCAGGGUAAGGUACCUGGUCAAGUGAAGGGUUUGAAUCAGUCACAAUCUCAAAGUAAGGGCCCUGCUCAGUCUGCUAAUCAAAUAAAAGGCACGAGCCAGGCCAAAGGGCCAGCUCAAACAAAAGGUUCUCUUCAGGGCUCUGCUCAGACUAAGGGCCCUUCACAUCCCUCUGGUACCAAGACUUCAUCUACCCCAGGUAAAGCAGCACCCAACCAUGGCAAGCCCUCUCCCACUCCUUCAAAAACAGGUCCAACUCAGUCUAAACCCACAGGUAACAACCAGACGCGAAAACAGAUGCAAAGCCAGGACAAGACAAAAGUCACAUCUAAAUCUCAAAAAGAAGACGUCAAAGCCUCAUCAAAGAAGACAUUGUCAGAGACUGUCACUUCUUCAAAAGACAUGAAGAAUGCUGAAGAUGCUCAGAAGUCAAGACACCAUGAAGAUUACAACAAAUCAAGUACACAAAGUUUAAGUGACACUGGAUACUCUUCAGAUGGGAUCUCGAGCUCUCAAGGAGAAAUUACGGGUCAGAUCCUGGAAGAAGGAAUGAAACUUAAUGAAAGAGGUGCUUCCGUCCCCUCGGAAAUCACCAAGUUAGAAAGCUCCAUGAAACCUCUGUUAGAGUCAAAGACUGCCUCAGACCAGAAGCAUAGACCACAUUCACUGUCCGUAGGACAGGGCAAGGACUAUAAUCCUGAUGAUGAUGCAGCAAGGGAUGAAUCAGAAGAUGAUCUCAGUUGUAAGCUUCGGCAUGAUUAUGUAGAAGACAGUAGUGAAAGUGGUCUCUCACCAUUACCAGUAAGACAGAAGAAGUCACAUAAAGAUUUAACAGAUGAGGAAUAUAUGAGGAGGCAAAUCUUGGAAAUGAGUGCUGAUGAAGAGGAAUUAGAAGAAUAUGGAAACCAGAAAACUAAAAAGCCACAUAAAACCAGUGGGGAUGUGAGCAAAGAGAGACGACGCCUCUCACAACAUUCCAACAGUUUUGAAGAUGACACCAAGGCAUCUGAGGGUGGGUAUAAGGUAAACGAAGAGGAAGAUGUUGUAAUGGCUGGAGGUCUUCGACGAUUUAAGACCAUUGAGCUGAAUAACACCAACAGCUACAACCGUGACAUGGAGCUCAGUACUGAGCAUGACUUACGAGAACCAGAGCUUGAGAUGGAAAGUUUGACUGGUUCUCCAGAGGAGCGUUCAAAGGGAGAAUAUUCAUCCACCCUACCUGCCACCACUCCCAGCUACACCUCUGGGACAUCACCAACAUCUGUGUCAUCCAUGGAGGAUGACAGUGACAGUAGCCCUAGUCGUAGGGCACGACUGGAGGAGGCAAAGCAGCAGAGGAAAGCUCGACAUCGGUCCCAUGGGCCACUCCUGCCUACUAUUGAAGAUUCAUCUGAGGAGGAUGAGCUCAGAGAGGAGGAAGAAUUACUAAGAGAACAGGAGCAGAUGAGAGAUCUAGAACAACAAAGGAUCCGAAGUACUGCCCGAAAAACUAAAAGGGAUAAAGAGGAGCUACGGGCACAGAGACGUAGAGAAAGGUCCAAGACACCCCCCAGUAAUCUCUCUCCUAUUGAGGAUGCAUCACCAACGGAGGAACUAAGACAAGCUGCAGAGAUGGAGGAGCUUCACAGAUCAUCGUGUUCUGAAUACUCACCUUCUAUGGAUUCAGAGGCAGAAGGUUUUGAGAUGAUUGGUGGAAAGCUUUACAAAUCAGGAAAUGAAUUUAAUCUUCCAACCUUCACAUCACUCUACUCACCAACAGAAAAGACAUCAGCAACGUCACCAUCUGACAAAACAUUAAAAAGUGCAGAGGAGGUCUAUGAGGAGAUGAUGAAGAAAGCACAGCUCAUGCAAAGGCAGGGACAACCAAUUAAUCAACAGAAAGGUGCCUCUCAAUCUGAAGGUAAACAUCAUCUUGAAGCUGGUACUGUCCUAACCCCUGGUUCAAGCCCAACACAAGUUACUGCACCAGUGUCCUUCUCCACAACAGGCAGUGAUCCGAGAAUUGCAGGAAUUCAUGCAGCCCAGCAUCUAUCAAAAGAAACACAAAACAGGAUGAUGACACAAAGUGCCAAAAUUGAAGGCGUUGUUGGAGUUGCCACAACCAAAGCCCAAGUGAGUCAGACUGCCACAACUCGACAGGCAAGUAGCACAGUGGCUGCUGGGAACAGAGGAGGUUCUCAGAGGCCAACACAGGCAACAGCUGAGACUGGAUCAUCCUCAUUGUCCUCCAAAGUGUUUUCCCUUUUCAAAGGGCCCAGCCCCCCAGUCUCCCCCACUAGUUCCCCAGCACAAAGCCCAACACAUACGCCAUCUGUGCGACCCACAAGUGGAAGUGGCAGGCAACUGCCAACUUUGCCUGGUGGUCCUGCAUCAGCCACAGCGUCCCAUGGAGCACAGGCACCUCAGAGGGCAAUUUCACCACGUCUUGUACGACAGCCGUCCUCUCAAGAUUCACCAGUGAUGGUAAUAACACUGGGUUCUGAAACAACUAGUCCUUCCAAACCACUUACUGUAAAUUCUUCCACUUCCCCUUUGUCAUCACCAACCCAGGUUAGUUGUAAAACACUGUAUAGCUCUCAGCCCCCUUCGACAAGUUCCCCAACAUUACCACAAGUUAAUCAAUCUCAACAGCCUCUGAGACAUUCUUCUCAGGUGGCUCAAAAUGCUGAAAAGGUAAAUGUUGGUAUUAACGCUGUGACCACAACUUCCCAUAAUCGUGGAUCAAUGGAAAAUAUAUCUCUUUGUAAAAUAUCAAAUAUUCCAGGGACUUCAUUGGUUGUGGGUCAAGGCCAAACGCAUCAAAAUACUAAUGUUGUGGAUUUGAGAGCCCCAAUGAGGUCUGCUCCAAUUAUAAUGACAGACCAGGGGAUGGACCUAACAUCCCUUGCCUCUGAUACAAGAAGAUACUCAUUAGGAACAGAGCAGCCAUCUGGUAGACACACAGCAGUGCAACCACUCAUUAUGAACCUUAAUGCACAAGAGCAACCACACAUAUCCGUAUCAACACCCACCACUGUUAGUGUUACAGUUGCAAGUUCAAUGUUCAUUUCCCAACCUAAGCAACCAGUUGUGUAUGGAGAUCCUUUGCAAAACCGUGUGGAUCUAGGGCAAGGUGUUGGAUCAGCUGUUUGUUUAACCCAGAGUAAGCCACAAAUUACUGAUCCCACCAUUCCUAAAAUUGAUGCCUGCUUAGAAAAUCUGGGUCUACAGCAGCAACAAUUGCAAUUACAGCAGCAGAAGCUCUUACAGCAGCAGCAACUUCUUGAACAGCAACUCCAGCAACACCAACAGCAAUCCUCUUUUGCUCGUUACAAUUUAGCCAAUCAGGUUCAGCCACUGCUGAUGAAGAAAGACCUUGUAGUGAGCCAGACCAGUAGUGCCCAGUCUGCCGUGACUGUUAGUGCCAUACCUAGAGUAUCGCCCCUGGCUCCACCAUCAGCAUCUGUGUCUCCUGCUUCUAAUGUUACUCAUGAAAUGUAUGGAGGAGUUGCCUUAGAGCUAAAAAACAAGCCGACUGUAAUGAACCUGUCCACAGGUAAGCCACAUGUUAUGAUGGUGCAACUUGAUGAGAGUAACACAUCACAAGCUGCCACAGUGACGCAGUUGGUAAAACGGGAGGAACCUCCUCCUCCUCCUCCUCCUCAGGUCUUGGAUCUUACUGGACAGAUCAAACCAGAGAACCAAGUGGCUUGUUGUGAUGUUGUUUACAAAUUGCCCUUUGCUGGUUCCUGUACAGGAUCAUUUACUCAGAAGCCUGCCACAGUGUCCUCAAAUAAAAUCGCCACCACUGAAACUUCUCAUGCUGGUCAUCCUCCUGAUCCACCCCACUACAGUGUCAGUCAGCAACAACAACAACAACAGCCUCAAGUUACACAAAGCAUGACAGAAGAACAUAAACCAUAUCAACCAGCUCUAGCCCCCUCAGGAAGAAUACAGCCCUCUAUGUCUGAUACGAAUCUGCCUUUGAUGACUGAUGCUGGUCACCAUCAGAGUAACGUCCAUGGGGGACUGGCAGUAGAUCUUAGCACUAUGAAUCAAGCAUAUGACGGUGGUUACCUUGGCAUGGGAGCACAGUAUGGUUCUUACACAGACUUACGUCACCAAGGAGAUUUUGCAGGCCCUUCAUUACCCCUGCGCCGAUAUGGCUCCAUGUCAAAUAUUAAUUCAGACUAUACCUACAAUUCACGUGAUCCAUCAGCACCACAAGAUGCCAAUCUGGCUCAGUAUAGUGCAACCACUGCAAGGGAGAUCAGUCGCAUGUGUGCAGCACUUAAUUCUGUAGACCACUUUGGAAGCCGGUAUGGAAAUAACCCUGAACUGGGACCCUACGGGGCUGGACGAGGUGGACCUUUAGCAAGACUAAAUCUACAGCAAAGCUUGGCUUCGAUAAGAGCAAAUUUACUUUAUGGACCAGAUGGCAGACCAACAGCAAAUGGCCAAACCUUAACAAAUUUGAUAAAUGCAAGACAAGCAAGCAUACGCGCCUUGUACCCUGCUGCUAUGCGAGGAGGUGAUGGCAUGAUAUAUUCCACUAUAAACACUCCCAUUGCCUCUACCUUGCCAAUUACGACACAGCCUGCCCCUGUCCUGCGCGCCAUGCCUAGAGGAAUUUACAGACCGUACCCUGCAGGUGUUACUGCUGUACCCUUGGCUAGUCUUACCAGGUUGCCUCAAGUGACUCCCAGGAUGCCUCUGUCCACACAGGGACCAUAUUCUUACCCUCCUCCAAACCAGUAUCCUAAUUCAGCCACACUACCGGGAAGUGUGCCUGCAGUAAGCAGCUCACACUUGGAAACUCCAAUGUACCUUGGAAAGCCUUUAACAACAGUUACUGCGCAAACCUCCGAAACCAUUCCACCAACCCAACCUGCAGCACACAUAGGAGCACCCAAUAUAUUAGCACCUGGUACACAAACCACAGUAGAUCAGCAAAUACACCCCAGUCAACUCAGUUCACAGAGUAUUACAUCCCUUUCUCAAGCUCAAGGCCAAUCUCCAACUGUUCAGCCAGUGCAGACUAAAAUGCAGCCACAGCAGUUACCUACUCAGACUGAGCCUUUGUCUUUGACACAUACCCAGCCCCAAGUUCAACCCAUCAGUGAACCUCAACCAUUAGUUCUACCACAAGGCCAGUCACAAACAGCAGCACACAGUACUGGUUUAGCAUCAAGUCCUAAACUUUCUCCUCCCAUCGAUACACAGAAAGGUAAGGAAGAUGAGAGACUCAGUCAGCAACAAGAGCAUGUGCUGCAGCUAGAGCGAGAGCGUGUUGAACUGGAAAAAAUGCGGCAGAUGCGCCUACAAGAAGAGCUUGAAAGAGAUCGUAUGGAGCUUCAGCGUCACAGAGAAAAAGAACAGCUACUUGUCCAGCGUGAGAUUCAAGAACUGCAGACAAUUAAACAGCAGGUCAUACAACAGCAGCAAGCAGAACGUGAAACACAACUCAUUAUGCAAAGAGAGCAACUGGCCCAGCAGAGAAUGCAGCUUGAGCAAAUUCAGUCUCUACAGCAGCAGCUCCAGCAGCAACUAGAGGAACAAAAAAGGCAAAAAACUGCAGCAGUUGAGGCAGCAGCGGCUGCUGCCGCAGCUGAGGCUGCUGCUGCAUCAGCUGCAGCAGCAGCAGCAGCAACAUCUGCCCAGGGUGCUAUACAAGGUGUAGUUGUUGGAGGGGGGACCCCUCAAGGGUUCAUUAUCUGUGAUCAGAGUGGUAGAGUUAUUCAACAAGAUGGACAGAGUGUUCAGUUUUGGCAGGAUGGACAAAUGGUCCAAGCUAUGGUGGCUGCUCGGCCAAUUCACAGUUCUGCUUCUGAAAUGUCUUUGAGAAGCAGUGAAAAACAAUCUGAUUCGAAGGUCAUGAAAAAGCAGAACUCCAUGCCACGGCUCAGGGAUGGCACAGAGGAGGACUCUGUGAAAAGAAUUACGGACAGCUGUGUGCAAACAGAUGAUGAAGAUGGAGAAGACAGAUUCAUGAAUAGGCGCAGGAGAACAAGGCGUAUUGCAGACUGCAGUGUGCAGACAGAUGAGGAAGACCAGGCUGAAUGGGAACAGCAGCCAGUAAGGCGCAGGAGGUCACGUGUAUCCAAGCACUCUGAAUCCAGUGGUGAGGCUAAAUCUGAGGCAUCAAAAGUGGCUUCUGCAAGUAUAGCUAUUCAGACAACAAGUGAUUCAUCAUGCCAGACAGAGCCAGACCAAUUAGGCAGGGUUUCACCUGCAAUUCACAUCACCAUGGCAGAGACUUCAAAAGUUGACCUUUUGCAUUACAUAGCAGCUCCUGAAAGAACCCACAAAGGAGAGAGUCUUGCCUGCCAGACAGAACCAGAGUCUCAUUCUCAGGGCGUGGUCGCCCCUCAGCUGAGUGUCCCUACAACUAUCAGUCCCUACUCAACAAGUCUGCACAUAGUAGGUUCAAACACAUCUGACCCAACAUCUCCUAGACUCCAAGGAGUUGCUAAGUUUGAGAGAAGGAAACCAGACCCCCUCGAAAUAGGCUAUCAGCAGCAACAAAAUGAGUCUCCAUCUCGCCAGGCUCCCAAAUCUCCCCAAGUGUUAUAUUCUCCUGUAUCUCCACUGUCUCCUCAUCGUAUGUUAGAGACAACUUUUGCCUCCCAAGAGAAGCUUAACAAGGCCCACGUUACCCCACAGCAGAAGGCUUUUACUGCUGAAUCGCCCCAACGCCACCAGACUCUACCAAGACCCAUAAAAAGUGUGCAGCGCUCUAUGUCGGAUCCCAAGCCUCUCAGCCCUACGUCAGAAGAUCCUGCAAAGAACCGAUUCUCUCCAUAUCAUCAGCAGGCUUUGUCUAACAGUCAGCAGAUGGCCUCCCUGCAGCAGCAACAGAACUCUCUGAUGAGGAAAGUAAAGAGGACUCUCCCCAGCCCCCCUCCAGAGGAAGCUCCACUCCCCAUUGUCACUCCAGCACAAAUGUACAGCUCUCCUGGAAUGCACCAAAGGGUCCUUCCAAGACCAGCCCAGGGAGUCACCAAGGCUGGUCUGUUGAGUGAGCUAAAAGCUGUGGAACAAGAGUCGUCAAAGCUCCGUAAGCAGCAAGCCGAACUGGAGGAAGAAGAAAAAGAGAUUGAUGCCAAGCUGCGUUAUUUGGAGCUAGGCAUCACACAGCGAAAGGAGACAAUGGUGAAGGAGAGGGAGAGAAGAGAGUUGGCUUACCUGCGAUGUAUGGGUGAUGCCCGAGAUUACAUGUCAGAUAGUGAGCUCAAUAACCUCCGGAUGGCAGCUGCCACUGGAACUUUUGAUGCGAACGGUUUGCUUACAAGGCCCAGUACUGCACCACUGAGUCAGUUUUCUAAUGACCUAAAUCCAACCCCGCAGUAUCCCUCAACUUCAUCUUAUAUGUCGUAUCCAUACCCUCAAAGUCAGCCAUCAACACAGCAGCCAGGUCCUGCUUAUCAACAGAUAGGUUUCCAACCUCCUCAGUACCCUUCUUCUUCUGCACCACAGCCAGGAACGUUCCAGCCCCAUCCCCCACCAGGCCCGGGCUACCAAAACCAGGGAACCUAUUCAUCUCGCAUUUACUCCCAGUCCUCCUAUCAGACAGAUAUUGGCAUGCAGCAGCAUGGUCAUCAAGGCUUCCAUUCACCUGCUCAGCCUAUGCCAGGACAGACCCUUCCUUACCCCAGCCACAGUUCUUACCAACCUGCCCUCUCCUACCAGCCCCAGGCAGAAAUCCUCACAGUCCAUCAAAGACCAAGGCAAACUUCUUUGGCUGAUCUUGAACAAAAACUCCCCACCAACUAUGAGGUCAUCAGCAACCCAGCAGUGUCAGUGGCAACAUCAGCUCCAGAUGCCAACUUCGGUUCACCCUAUGGUAAUGCAUAUGGACCAUACCGUGCCCCCGAGCCUGGCCUGACUCACUCUGUGGACAGCCCAACGUCUACUUAUGCUUCAGAUGGUCUCUACACUUCUAACUUGGAGCAGAAUAUUCCUAGAAACUAUGUGAUGAUUGAUGACAUCAGUGAGUUGACUAAAGACAACACUAGCCAACCCACUGAUGCCCUUGGUCACCCUGUUGGAGGACGAUAUCGCAGUGAGAAUGGUCCUGCACGUGGCAGUGCCUACGGUAGGCCUGAAGAUGAGCCUGUUGAUGCCUAUGGCAGACCUACAGGCUCAGCAGGUUACCAGACCACUGUGGACAGUCGCACAAGCACCACUGUGAGUGGAAGUUCUUCUUAUUACUAUGAUGACUAUAAACAAACAUCACGGAGCAGCUCUGGUAGUCACAAACUCACACCCAAGAAUCUUGCCCCCGCCGUAGUCUCCUCUAAACGUAGUAAGCACAGGAAGCAGGGAAUGGAGCAGAAGAUUUCAAAAUUCUCCCCCAUUGAGGAAGCCCGGGAUGUGGAGUCUGACCUUGCAUCUUACACAAUGACAACAUCAACAGGGGGAUCUUGCACAGUUGUGUCCAGAUCCAAGAAGCUUCAGGAUGAUGUCACCUAUGGGAUAAAGAAAAAUGCGUAUGACCAGCAGAAAUAUUAUGGCACUAGUCGUGAGGGUCUUGAGGAAGAGGACCGCAUGUACAGUUCUGGUAGGUCAAGGUCAACAGGAUAUGGUAUGGACAAGAUUUCCUCUAGAGAUGCAUCAGGUCACCGGAGUAAAUCGUAUGAAAGAGACGCCAUGGAACGGUCUCAGAGGACCAGCCGCAGUGGACGGCCUCCCAUGCGCAGUCAGAAUUCAGAAGAGGAGAGCCCACUGAGUCCUGUUGGGAAGCCUGUAGGUAUGGGAAGAAGCUCAGGCAUAUCAGAGGCCCAUGACGUGAGAAAUCAGUACGGCUCCAGCCAUUCACUGCCAGACGUGCAGGACCACCACAAGAAAGACUUACCCAGAAGUCAUGUCUACAAACCAGAUGACCCUUAUCUUGUAGAUGACAUGCACUGUGCUGUUUCUGACAGUGAAGCCUAUCAUUUGGGCCAAGAGGAGACUGACUGGUUUGAGAAGCCUCGGGAAGCCCGUUCUGAUCGCUCAAGACACCAUGGAAGUGGGGGUCACUCAUCCACAGGUAGACGCAGUAAACACACCUACCAUGAUUAUGAUGAGCCUCCAGAGGAAUACGCUCCACAGGAUGAAUACAACCAACAACGUCCUUCCUCCACAUCACGGGACCAUCGUCACCAUGGCAGCAGCUCAGGCAGACACAGCUCUUCUCGUCACUCUGCAGAAGACCCUAGGGCGUCACGUUCUUCCAGGACCCAUCCCAAAGACCCAUCUGGCCGCUCUGAGGGCAGAGGCUCAUCGUCUACACAGAGAAGAAGUGCUUCAGACUCCCGUUCUGCCCAGGGAAGUCCUCGGAACUCAGGAGACUUCUCUCGUGACACAGCCUCUGGACAUCAUCAUGGCACUGGGGGAAGGGGCCAGAGACCACAAGGGGAUCGUGCAACCUCCAGAAGACAGGAUCCAUCUGCAGUAGGUCCUAAACCUCAGCAACAGCAGCCCCCACAAGGUCAUUCUGGGCAACAGCGGUCCAGUGGACAUGGCCAGCCUGGGAGACAUCCAGGCUCUGAAACUAUUGAUGGUUCCCAACAAGGCCAGCAACAGCAUCCACAAACUGCACAGCUGCAGCAGCAGCAGCAGCAGCUGCAGCAGCAGCAGCAGCAACCGCAGCAGCAACAGCAGCAGCAGCAACCACUGCAGCACAACCAGACCCCUCAGAGCAGCCACUCCAUGACAGCUACAGCAGGAGCUGGACCAGCACAGCAGCAGCCAAAAUCUGGUCAAGGCCCACCACAGGGACGCCAGCCAGGUGCAGGGUCUGCUGCUGGGCAGCCACCAACACCGGCAAAAAUGGAUGCCACACCUGCAGCAGCUGCACCAAGCAUGAAACCUACAACAGGAAUCCCAACAGCACCUCAGCCAACCAAAAUAGCCACACCCCCUCUAACAGGCAUUGGCUCCAAGGCCGCUCCUGUUGGGAUCGGCAGCAAACCAGGAGGCAUAGGCAGUGCUGCAGCUGGCCAGCCUCCCGCUGAAGGGGAUAACGUUAUUACCAAAAUCCUUCAAGGAGGGGCAGCAGAGCAGGCGGGAAAACUGGGAGAUGCUUUGUCUGGCCUUGGGAAGAAGUUCACUUCAUUUUGGUGAACUAGAGAAAGGACAUCCAGAGCUGACGUGAGAGGGAUUGGUUGCUUUUGUACUGGAAAACCUAUGAAACUGCAUUGAAUACAUUUUAUAUAAAAGAUUAAAUACAUGGCAAGCGAGUGAGUGCAUCAAGCUGGAAUCAAAGGAUGCCUUGUCAGCACUGAAUUCCCCAGACAUGGGUCCAUGAUUGUGAAGUGAAUUAAAUAAGGGUGAUCGCUUCGUCAGCGCAGUGUUAGAAGACAUGAGGGCUGAAAGAGGACAGUGGUCAAUAAUGAGGAUGUGAUGAACUGGAGAGAGGGGGAUGGGGGACACGAGUCCUACUUCCCCUUGUCUUCUAGAGAAACCUCCCGGGAUCUGUGUGACUGUAAAAGCCUUGCUAACUGAGGCAGGUGGAUAUGAUCGGAGAAAUUUAGCAGGUUUUUCCAUGCAUGCCCCCACCCCAGCCCUUUCAAACAGCUCAAUAAAGGAAGCCUCAGAACGCCCUCUACAGGGAUUUCAAUGCAACGCGACUCAUGUCUGAGGAGUUCUCACCUCGCAGGGAUAUUUGAUUCUAGACCGAUGCCUUUGGAUUGAAAAAAAAAAAAAAAAAAAUAGAUUUCAUAGGUUUUCCUUUUACCAAAGCUACUGACCUUAGCCCACAAUGACACCGCGUAUCCAGAGCAGACAAGGCGUAUCACGGCAAUGACAACCAACCUGAUAACUCCACUAUUAUCCUUGAAUGCUUGGUUUCUCUGAUCUCUACAAUACAUUCCAGUAUAGGGAAUUUGACCCUUUCUUUGAAUGUGUUUUCCUUUUUCCCGCUUUUCGUUGCAAUGUCUACAGAAUGCAAUGUGUUAAACGUGGACAUGAGAAUGCACGCACAAAUGAAAAACUGAAGAAAAGAAAAAAAAAGCCCAUAUCAGUACCUUUUCACCACCUAUAAGAUGCCGCUAGUCAUUAGCUGUAGGUUUUUAGGGAAGGGAAUUACUACCAGUGUGCCCACACGUGUGAGAUCUUCACACAGACGAGAGGACCAAACGAAAGAGUGGCUACGGCUCUUUAUUAGCCAUCGCAAAGCCAUCGUUAUAGUCAGCUCCAGAGCCUUCUGGGACUUUAUCCUUUUUAUCGAUUUCUCUCAUCUCUUAGUUUCUUUUCAUUUUUGCCUGAUAUUCACUGAAUGGAAGAGCCUUAUUCAGUACCGUUUUUACUUGUAUACCUCAUUUGUUUUAAAAAUGUCCAUAUCAUCAUGCAUUUCUUUUUACACUGUAUACUAUUGUAUGUACAUAAAACAAAUCAGAGAUCUAAUUAUGUAAAUUUGUCACUUGUGUAUUUAAUGAAUCACUUUCCAGUGACUUUCUUUUUUUGUUGUUAUGUGUUUUUCUUUGGUAAAACUUUAUAUUUUUCACUUUUUAUUUGUUGAAAUCUCUGUUUUCUUGCAUCGAAUAAUUUGCUUAUUGAUUUUUUAAAAGCAAUAGCAUGCAGAAAAUGGUAUAUAGCACAAUGGUAUAAAUGUUGUUUAAAUUAGUGAUGGGAAAUAUCAAACACUUCUGUCAAUAAAUAGCUGUAAUACAAUUUGUCAGAGGGUUUACAACCACACAGUACCAUGUACAGACAUGCAUGAUAUGUGCAGAUGCAUAAGAGCAUGCGGACAGGUACGAAACACACUCACACACACUCUCUCUCUUUAUCUCUUGCAAAUAUGUACACUUAACGCAUACUGUACACAUUACACACUUUGCAUCCUAGUUACACAUCAGAGCCAAGGUUAACUGAGUUGUCACCUACCAGACCUGACAGCCUCCUGCUGAUAGAUGAGGUUACAAUUCACGAACAAGAUGAUCUCACUAACAAGCUGGGCCCACUGCCUCUAUUCGUGCAAACACACACAUGCAUACAGAUACAAGAGAGGACGAAAGCAAUUAUCAAUUCAAAUGUUCUAUGCAAUGACUCAUUUUGAACCUGGAAGUGAUUCAGCCUAAAAGGAAAAAAAAAAAAAAAACGUUUAUUAUCAUCAUUGUACUCACAAGAAAAAUUACUGAAAUUAUGAACGAGAAUAGUAAAAAAAAAGAAAAAAGAAAAAAGAGAAGUACUGAAAAUGUUUUUACUUAGCAACUUGUCUGUAUGAAUUUGAAUAUUGAAUAUUGAACUAGAAUUGUUUUUAUUUUCGUGGCAUGUUUUGAUCCCUCACUCCCCGCACGGGGGGGAAACUUGUUGCCAAAGGGUAAACUGUGUAGACUGUCGGUUUUGAAUGUCCACCAUCAUGUUGCUUUGAAGCAUGGGUUUGCUUGGCUUUGUCUGGCUGUUUGUAAGCCCUCAUUCAGUUUUUGUGCAUUUUGGCUGACCUGGGCUCCUCAGUGUUUGGCUUGCAGUGACUGUCUGUGCUGCUAUAAACCUGUGAUACAGAUGGUCAGCACUCCUCAUUAAUACGUGUCAAUGUACAUAGUGGGUGUCCGUGUAACCUGUGGGGUGAAUGGAAUGCUUCUAUUGGAUAUCUCAUUGUUGAUUAACCCACUCAGCAGCAAAGCCAUUGGAAAGGUGCAUGAUUCGACCUUAUAUUCUUGAAAGUUGUACCUGAAUUUAAAAAGGUAAGGCAUGAUUUCACCAAGGUUUGCCUAAUGAACCUUGACUUUCACUGGCCAGUGUAGAGAAUAUUAAUGAGUAAAAUGUUCAGCCAGUCAUUCACUAAUCAGGGCAUGUCAUUCUGAAAGCACAAGCCUGACUGGUAGCACUUACUGCUUGACGAACCGAUGGAAUACGAAGGUUGUGUAACAGUGCCUCUAACUGAUGAGCGUAAGAUCUGUACCAAAACAGGGGGGAGAGGCUAUCUGGUCCAUGUGAGGGGCACGAGACAAAGCAGUCUUCGGUGCAGCCAUCCGGAUUAACGGAAAGACAGACAGACACAUUCUCACAUUCUUACUGUAAAUACCAGUUCAUUCUUCUGUACAGCUUUUCAGUUUUCAGUACGGCUGUCAUGUGCAUCCCCAUGCCGUAUUUGUUGCCAAUUUUUUGUGUAUAAAAAGAAUAUUUAUUAUCACAAUGAGGAUGAUGAUGAAACUAAUGAUGAUGACUAUUAUUAUUAUUACUGCAUAAGCAUAGUGUAUGUGGCUGACUUGUAUUGACUGUUUACAACAGUGGAACAAAUCUCGUAUUCAGAAACAUAUCCGGUCCGUGUAGAGUUUCUAUACAUAUUGUAUUUGUAAAACAAGAAGAAAAAACCUCCUUGGCAAUUGCAGAGUGUAGAAUGCCUUUGUCAGACAACCAGGAGGUCUUCAGUUUGGUGGAUAUGAUCUGCACGCUGAUGAAAGGGAAGCAGAGUCGGAGGGGGGACGGGGAACGAAACAAAAACUCUGGAAAAUGUCAUUCACUGUUGUAAGUGCAAUGGGCAAAAUGUCAGUCGUGUAUCCAUUGUGAAACCUUGUGUUCUAUUCAGUGUAUUCCUGUAAACAGAUAGAGUAAAAUUUUGGUGCAUCAUGUCAAGUAAUGUGAUUAAUGAAAAUAUUGACCCUGCAAUUUCCAAACCGAGAAAAGAAUAAAAAGAAAAGGAAUAUAUUGUGA
This is a messenger RNA of Mugil cephalus (flathead mullet), 15496 nucleotides long. RefSeq names its product bassoon (presynaptic cytomatrix protein) b (gene bsnb). Gene Ontology annotation, cellular component: cytoskeleton of presynaptic active zone; GABA-ergic synapse; axon. The coding region runs from base 149 to 11965 and encodes 3938 amino acids. Gene Ontology annotation, biological process: presynaptic active zone assembly; protein localization to synapse. Gene Ontology annotation, molecular function: metal ion binding; structural constituent of presynaptic active zone. NCBI's taxonomy places the organism in Eukaryota, Metazoa, Chordata, Actinopteri, Mugiliformes, Mugilidae. The transcript is spliced from 13 exons. The record is from RefSeq and is a predicted model, not a curated record.